Messenger RNA from Cicer arietinum (chickpea), 1508 nucleotides. RefSeq lists its product as uncharacterized. The record is from RefSeq and is a predicted model, not a curated record. NCBI's taxonomy places the organism in Eukaryota, Viridiplantae, Streptophyta, Magnoliopsida, Fabales, Fabaceae. Gene Ontology annotation, biological process: protein targeting to vacuole; protein transport to vacuole involved in ubiquitin-dependent protein catabolic process via the multivesicular body sorting pathway. Gene Ontology annotation, molecular function: metal ion binding; phosphatidylinositol-3-phosphate binding; ubiquitin binding. Gene Ontology annotation, cellular component: ESCRT-0 complex.
UUAAUUUUUAAAAUAAAAAUAUUAUUUAAUUGAAUUUUUGUGACAAAUUUAUUGGAAGAUCACAUCUUCAUCUUCUCCAUUGAAGCAAUGAAUCGAUGCUUCGGACUCGGUGACGAUUUGAUAAAUUCGAUAAAUAAAAGCAUUGUGAGUAAUUCAUUUUGAGAGAGAGGAAAAGAAGAAACCCCAAUUUUGGCGAGAGAAUGUCAACAACAGAAGCUCCUCCUUUCCAAGAAGCAGCGCGUUGUGUUGUCUGCAGUUGCAGUUUCAACACCUUCAGGAGACGGCAUCACUGCCGAUCCUGUGGGAGAACAUUGUGCAAUGAACAUUCAUCAGAUCAAAUGGCUUUACCACAAUUUGGCAUUUACUCGAAUGUCCGCGUAUGUGCUGAUUGUUUCAACAACUCACGAUCUGGGAAGGGUGUACCACAGGCUUCUUCAGAUGGAGUAAACAGCAUAACAGAUGCAGUUUCUGAAUUAGAUCUUGAUGCAGAUGUUGAUUCAAAAAGAAUACCGACUGCAGAUAUUAAGCUUGCGUCGGGCGUUAAAGAGUGUAAGUGUGGAAUGCCUCUUUGCAUUUGUGAAGCUCCUGCCCCUUCCUCUGAUGCACUCCCCCAGGCGAAGAAAUCUACCCCAGUUGUUACAGCUCGAUCAAAUCCUAAACCUAAGAAGAUAGAUAAUGUUUCAAAAAAUAGAAGCUCCAGUUCCACGAGCAAGUUUAGUUCUACGUUUUACCCUGGUCAUGUAUCUACUACUGCUACCUCAAAUAAACCCCAGAUUGAUUAUGAAGUUAAUGGAGAGGGUUUACGAGAAGCAAUAAAGAAUGGUGACGUUGCUGCUGUCAAAAAACUUCUUAAUGAGGGUGUGGAUGCAAAUUACAGAGACAAGCAAGGACUGUCUUUACUGCAUUUGGCUGCAGUUUUCAAUCAAACUGAUAUAGUUUUCAUUCUCAUGGAUUCGGGGGCAAGCCUGGAGUAUAAAAAUGCACAAGGAGAAACACCUUUAGAUUGUGCUCCAGCUACACUGCAAUACAAAAUGCGAAAGAAGAUGGAAGAAAGUAGAACAAUGGGCUAAAGGAUUUGAAUAUUCUACUAUUUUUAUUUGUAGUCUUCUUAUGCUGAUAGGGCUUUGAGACUGAAAGCAGAAUGAAACUCUCUGCUUGCUACACUAUAUAAUGUGACAUGACAAAACUGGAGUUUAUUUCAUCUGUUUCUGACUCCGAGUAUGCCGACCUAUGUAAGACACAUCUUUCAGCUACACGACUUAGGCAUUAUCCUGAUUAAAUUUGUUUGGGUGUGGAGUGCAAACUGUGUUGUUAACCGGUACUAUCUUUCUUUGUACCAUUAUGGACAAGGGUAAUCUUAUCUUGGAUCUGAAUUGAGCUAGAUGCAUCCAUUUAAAGAGACAGUUUCUAGAAUUCUUUUUUUUGUUCUGUUCACAAGACGCGAACGCUCCAGAUCUCAUGUAAGGAGAAAUAAUAUAUGUCGAUGGUAAAAAGUGUUUUUUGAAUCC